Molecule: messenger RNA, 1335 nt
Organism: Paramuricea clavata
Lineage: Eukaryota; Metazoa; Cnidaria; Anthozoa; Malacalcyonacea; Plexauridae
Source: the annotation of a GenBank genome assembly
AUGCAAGAGAAUGAACACGCCACACUGAAAAUUAACAAUACGCCAGUGCGACUAAAGCUCGAUUCUGGCGCGGAAACGAACAUUCUGUCCAUUCUCACUCAUCAUCAUUUUCUGAAGGUUAUACCAAAACGUCAGCGAAAUAACAAACUCAAACCCAGCACUGCAAAAUUGACUGCGUUUGGUGGACAUAACAUUCCUGUGCUAGGAAAAUGUUAUCUUCGCUGUCAAUACAAAAACGUAACACAGAUUCUCGAGUUCCAUGUUGUCGAAAGCGGUAGAUCUCUUUUGGGUUGUACCAAUUGCAAGAGCAUGAAACUUGUAUCAUUCCACAACGUGAAUCAACUCAACAACGAAGCAUCGAGUCCCGGGACGGCAAAAAGCGAACUCACGGGGCUAACAACUGAACAAAUAUUUGAGAAAUAUGCCCCUUGUUUUGAAGGUAUUGGCAGAAUAUCCGAGCCAUAUCACAUCAAGAUUGAUGAUAGCGUCACAUCGGUAGUUCACCCGCCUCGUAAGCUUCCGGCAACAUUACGAGAUCGAGUUCAAGCAGAACUUUUCGAUAUGGAGAGCAAAGGCAUUAUAAAAGCAGUUAAUGAGCCAACCGCGUGGGUAAACUCGAUGGUCGUCAAUGAGAAACGGUCCGGACGACUCCGAAUUUGCAUCGAUCCUCGAGAUCUAAACAAGGCGAUUCGCAGAGAACAUUAUCAAUUACCUACACAGCAGGAAAUCACUAGUCGCUUGACAGGUGCGAAAUUCUUUAGUAAACUCGAUGCAACGUCUGGAUUUUGGCAAAUGCCGCUCGAUGACGAAAGCUCGUAUCUCACGACGUUCAACACACCAUUCGGGCGUUAUCGCUUUACUGUUGUUCCCUUUGGCAUGGUCUUCGCGCAAGAAGUUUUCCACAAAACGGUCCACGAGAAAUUCAACGAUAUUCCUGGCUGUGAAACUGACAUUGACGACAUUCUCAUCUGGGGACGCAUAAUCGACGAACACGACUUACGUCUCGAACAGGUUCUAAAUCGCGUCCAAGAAAUAAACAUGACUUUGAGUCAAGAGAAAUGCCAGUUUCGUCAAACGGAAGUUACCUAUCUCGGCGAGAGACUAACUCAAGAAGGCGUUAAGCCGGAUGGCGCCAAACUUAAAACGAUAAGAGAUUACGUCAAGCCCACCAACAAACAGGAUGUUCAGAGACUUCUGGGCAUGGUUAACUUUAUUGCCAUGUUUGCUCUUAAAGUCUCUGACGUCACCGCCCCCCUACGCGAAUUAAUCAAGAAAAAUGUCGCAUUUCACUGGCUAGACACACAUGACAGGGCGUUCGAAGAACUGAAACGCUAA